Molecule: messenger RNA, 2564 nt
Organism: Arachis ipaensis
Lineage: Eukaryota; Viridiplantae; Streptophyta; Magnoliopsida; Fabales; Fabaceae
Product: exocyst complex component EXO70B1-like
Biological process (GO): exocytosis
Cellular component (GO): exocyst
Molecular function (GO): phosphatidylinositol-4,5-bisphosphate binding
Source: RefSeq, a predicted model, not a curated record
UAAGAGAAACAAAAUGGGCAUAGGUCCAAAAACUUAAACCUUUCAAACACGUUACAAGUCGAUUAUCUUUGAAAACAGAGGAAGGCUCGCUAUUUUACCGAAGAAUGAAUAGCAACAAUGGCUCCUCUUACCUUCCGUUGAAGAAACUCUUACGAAUACUCAUACGCACUCAAAUAUAUCAUGGAACCUUUGCUUAACCAAAGAAAGAUGUGGCUGAAGCAUCCACAACUAUGGAGUUUUGUUCGUUUUGCUUCAGGCGUACUUGGAUUGCUCUGUUACGCUUUAAGUUCCUCCUUCAACUCUCUGUUCGGGAAAUGGAACUUGCUGAAAACAUUUCUUUACUGUGUCUUCAGUUUCAUCAUCUGCACUGCAGUUUUGUUUGUAAAGGUAUCACAUGGCCCAGGAAGUCUCCGACUAAAAACUCAUCUGGCAUUUUUGGUUCUGAUGAUUACAUCUUUCUACUCCUUUUACUUUGAUAAAGCCGUGAAUGGGAAACCAGAUGCAUACUCUAUAGCUUCUUGUGCUGCUUUUGCUGUGAUGUUUCUUGGCUUGUCAAGGCAUAGUCACUGCGGAUUUGAAGUGGACUUGCUCUAUUUCUUUCUCGCGGCUCUAACAAUACAACUCAUGAGGAUAAAGUGGGUUUUUGGAAUACUUGGAGCAUGUUAUAGCUAUGCUCUCAUCAUGAUCCAUAGCUGUGUGGAUGCUCAACAAGAAAUAAAUGGAUAUCAUGGAGUCCCAGAAGAGCCUCAUGUCAUUCAAGUAGAUCCACCAGAACUGUUAUUAAAUUCUAGCAUUACUCAAGACAGCGCAAUCACCGAAGUUGAUUCGCAUUGGCAAGAAGUCAAUAAUGAUUUUGCUCUCAUCAAGCCGGGCCUCUUGUCUUCUCUAAAGGCACUUAAGAAGCAGAAUCGAAAACUUUUAGGCCUACUUUACGGCCAGUCCCUGAUGGAGCCUUUUCAUCUCGAUGACAAUUUGUUAAUCGACAUGCUUCCGUGUGAAAUUAUCAACAACAUCAACGAAACUUUUAAGAUGGCACUGGCUGCUGGAUAUGAGAAGGAGUGCUGCCACUUAUACAGCAAUUGCCGCAGGGAGUUCUUGCAACAGUUUCUUUCAGAAUUAGAGUUGAAACACACACCUGAGGACCAUAAUGUUUUCAUCACACACAACAUUCUAAGUUGGAACAGAACUUUUAAAAUCGCCUUCCGUGUACUAUUUCUAUAUGAACGCAGGCUUUGUGAUCGCAUCUUCUUGGGAUUCUCCUCAGUGGGGGAUCUAUCUUUUGUGCUGGCUUGCAAGGAACUCACAACUCAUCUACUAAACUUUGUGAAUACAAUAGUAGUUGACAUCCGUUCGCCUCCGGCCAUGUUUAGAAGAGUGGUGAGUAUGUUUGAGGAGUUGAAUGACAUGAUUACCGAGUUGGAAUCAUUAUUUCCUGAUCAGGCCGGUGCAUCGCUGAGAAACGAUGCAAUCAAGGCAAAGAGGAGACUAGGUGAGAAAAUAAGAGACGUUUUCAAAAACUUGGAGAAUCUGAUUCACUGUGAUUCAGCCAUUGCAGAUGUUCCAGGAGGCAUUGAACCAAUCACCCGCGAUGUAAUGAAUGGUCUUGGUGCAAUAGUAAGAGUCAUGCCUAUGAUUGAGAAAGCUUUCAAAGAAUAUCCUAUAACAACUUGUCCUUCAUUUCCUGCCAUGAUAGCUUGGAUGAUAGAGCUGUUGGAGAACCAUUUGGAAGCCAAGUACAAAAUUUACACUGGAACUUCUUUGGAUUAUGUGGCCAUGAUGAAUAACAUUAUGUAUAUAAAACUAGAGACACUGAAGCAUUUUCCCUCUGCUCGAUUGAUAGACUUCGGCAGAGUCAAACGAUAUAGUUUCGCUGAAAUUUUGGGUGAUGAUUGGAUACAAAAGCACACAAAAAAAUUCCAGAAAAACCUUGAAGACUAUCAAAGAAGCUCAUGGAAUGAGGUGCUAGGCUUGUUGAAGCUAGACAACAACAACGAAUCACUGGCAAAAGAUGUAGCAAUUGAGUCCAUGAAAGAGAAGUUAGAGUUGUUCAACAUUCAAUUUGAGGAGAUAUGUUGCACUCAGUCUAAAUGGUUUGGCAGCUAUGAAAUACGGAAAGAGAUAAUAGUAUCCGUAGAAAACAUGUUGUUGCCGGCAUAUGGAAGCUUCAUUGGAAGGCUCCAGGAUGUUCUUGGCAAGGCUUCUUAUGACUAUAUACAGUAUGGAAUGCUUGAAAUUAAAGCUCGGCUCAAUCGUUUGUUUCUCGGAGGCAAACGGAUGAGUCGGUAGCUGAAAGAGCGGGAAAAGCUUGAGUAGGAUUAGAAAACAGGUUGCCACAAACUUCGAUCCAAAGGAGUUAUGUCCUUGUAUAAUCACUUAUGUUUUCUGGUCAAGAACUCAAAACCAGUUCAAGUCUCCUUUUAUUUUAUGAACUUAUAUUUUUCAUAUUUGGUUGGUUCAAGUACAAGUUGCAAUAAUAUGUGGAAUUGGAACAUAUGCGAAGUUAGAGAGCUCAACAUUAUUGUGAAAACUGUGUUAGUGAUCAAGAGAUUAGAGAGAAGAAGCUA